AUGACUCGGAUACUACUUCCCCUCGCGCUCCUCGCCGCUCUGUCUCCACUUGUAAACGCCGGCGUCAAGUUCACAUCACCGAGCGCGGGUGACAAACUCACGGCUGGCACAGCCGUUACCGUGAAAUGGGAAGAGGGCGGCUCUGGACCUGCGCUGACAGAUCUGACGACUUAUCAGCUGCAGCUGAUUGUAGGAGGAAAUGAAGGCUCUGAGCAGUUCGUAGUGGGUACCAUUACACCCAGCGGUGCAUUCACAGCUGGCAACACAGCUUCGGGUAGGAUCGAAGUAGGCAUGUCUGAGGACUUGAAGACCGCCAAUGCCUACUUCAUCAAGAUGAUCGCAGUCGGAAAGACUGGUGGUCAGCUCGUCACCUACUCUGACCGCUUCCAGUUCUCUGGCUUCACAGGCAAAAACAUCCUCAACCCUACUGUCAAGAAGGCUGCGGAGGACAUCUCCACCACCGCUGGACCAGCAACCGAAGACACAACGACUGAUGGAACCGACCCCGCUGCAGCGGACCCUGCUGAGGGCGACUACGGUGUGACUUACACAAUGCAAACGGGCCCUACGCGUUAUGCGCCCAUGCAGCCUGUACCGCCUACAAAGAUUACCGCCAAGAACACGAAGCCGCUGUAUCCUACCAGCAGCGUCAAGAUUGCAAAGUCGAAGCUGCCAAUACCGACCAUCCAGACUACGCUCACGCAGAGUCAAACAUUCUCUGUUAAGAGCAUGGAGAACACGGUCGCCGCGGCUCCUCACGCUACCGACGAUAUGGCCAAGUACCUCAGACGCUGGCAGGACUAG
Alternaria postmessia is the source of this 804-nucleotide messenger RNA. RefSeq lists its product as uncharacterized. NCBI's taxonomy places the organism in Eukaryota, Fungi, Ascomycota, Dothideomycetes, Pleosporales, Pleosporaceae. Gene Ontology annotation, biological process: (1->6)-beta-D-glucan biosynthetic process; fungal-type cell wall organization; cell wall biogenesis. Bases 1 to 804 code for a protein of 267 amino acids. The record is from RefSeq and is a predicted model, not a curated record. The transcript has 4 exons. Gene Ontology annotation, cellular component: extracellular region.